Penicillium longicatenatum is the source of this 1206-nucleotide messenger RNA. RefSeq lists its product as uncharacterized. The record is from RefSeq and is a predicted model, not a curated record. The annotation marks the transcript as partial. The transcript is spliced from 4 exons. NCBI's taxonomy places the organism in Eukaryota, Fungi, Ascomycota, Eurotiomycetes, Eurotiales, Aspergillaceae.
AUGGAGUCGAGUCCAGGACCAAGUGUGAAAUCGAAGUCCAAGAAGAGCGUUGCGAAGAAAAAGUCAAACACAAUCAGCAUACAAAGCAUUGAUCUUACACAGGUCUUUGAUCCUCCAACUCCCCUCGAAGAAGAGCCCAAGCCCCCGCGACAGGAAAGAUGGGUUCACAGAGGGGAUGGGCCCCUUCUUAAUGCCAACACCCUUCCCAAAAGAUGGAACAUGAAUGAGCCUGAUCUUGAUCCAGAUGACAUCGACGCCCAGAUUGCCAGAUGCAAGGAGAGGAUUCAGGACAAUAUUAUGACAUUUGCGUUUGAAGAACGACUUAAAGAAUAUAAAUUACGAAAGCAAUAUAUUGAGUAUGUGACCCUUGCGCUGUUCGGAUCUGUUAGUUGGCUAAUAUUUGAUAGCGAGAUUGCCCAGGGCGAGCCAGAAGGUCUCAGCGUUGAUCUCCUUUUUUCGAAUCAAGUGCCUGAAAAGCAUCUUUCAAAGCUUAACGGCAACUUGCAUCUCACUGGCCUGGUCACUUACUGGUCUCACGGGGACCAGCUCUGCCAACCGAGACCAUUUAACUGGGAGGAGUUUGAUGCGAUAAAUGACGCGCAUGAAGGCUAUGUGGGCUUUUGGGUCGAAGGAAAACCUCAACUAACCCUUAUGAAGUAUAAUAUGGCAUUUCGAAUUCCUGGUUACCCUUGGUGGACAGAAUUAGACAUGCUCUACGACACUGGCUCACAAGCAACGAUGAUAUUUGAAGGUGACGUGCGGAGGAUGAUGGGCCCCUUUGGCCCGCCUGAAUAUCCACAAAUAAGAAUCAUCGGAAAUCAGCAUAUUAGCGGAUUUGGUGGAGACAUCACCUGUCCUAUCAUCGCACUGGAAGUUACCGUGCUCGGUUCGAACAGGAAGCGACUAACGCCGUGGAUCAGAGUUCCAGUUGGUCUGCAACAAGGUGACUAUAACCCAGCCAAAUAUCAAAUCAGAUGUGAUGGCCCAUUUAUCUCGAGGUAUCUUUAUACUGCUUCAGCACCAAAUCAGGCGGGAAAUAUGCAUUUUGCCACUAAUCCAGCUUCCUUGAGGUUGCCCUGGAUGGAGUCUCGUAAUGCAGCAGGGCUAAAUUACUCGCCUGAGCAAAACAUGGGGAAUUUUAAUGUCAAAGAGCGUAGUUACCGUAAGAAUCCGCGGCCAAAGGAUAUGCCGGAUCCUGGUUUUAGA